Molecule: messenger RNA, 2962 nt
Organism: Poecilia latipinna (sailfin molly)
Lineage: Eukaryota; Metazoa; Chordata; Actinopteri; Cyprinodontiformes; Poeciliidae
Gene: slc20a1b
Product: solute carrier family 20 member 1b
Exons: 11
Coding region: 661-2790 (709 amino acids)
Biological process (GO): phosphate ion transmembrane transport
Cellular component (GO): membrane
Molecular function (GO): phosphate transmembrane transporter activity
Source: RefSeq, a predicted model, not a curated record
UGUCUCACAGAACCGGCACGAGCAAGUUUCAUACAUGCGCUAGAGAAGCCUCCAUUCAAACGGAAACCUUUCUGGAACUUUAAAAGCGUACUUAUUUCCGAUAUAGGUGUUGUCGUAGAUAUAUAUCUUUUGGCGCACUAAUUUCUUUAUGUUAGUGUAGACAGUUUUUGAAGGGAUAUUUUUUAAUCUGUUUAAUUUUUCCUUAUCCCGCGCGCGCUAUCGCAGAGAACCGUUAGUGAGCGCGCGCGCGCUAAUUAGCUUACCGGCUAAAAGGAAGUAUUUUCUUCUGGACCGACUGUCGUAACGUGUGAAUGUUCCCCUGCCUACCUGCAGUCACAGUUGCACAAUGGCUGGUUGCACCGUCUGCUUGAUAGCCAAGCACCACAACAACAGCAAAAAAUCUAGUAUAAUUACUGGAUAGCAAUAAAUCUUUGGUUAUACCUCUAGUUUACUUUAAUUUCUGGUCAGUCCCAGAUUUUUACAAAUUUGCACUGCUGAAUCUCAGUAACUCGGCUUAUAGAAAAGCUAUUUAUUUAUUAUUAUUAUUUACAUAAUACCUCUUGAAUUUAUCAGCUGCUGUUUAAAAGUAGCCUUAUCGAAAAAAUUUUUUACAUUACUUUCCCUUAAAAUUGUGAAGUAAUUCCAACACAAUCUACAAUCAUGGUUUCACCAACUACAGCCGCAGUUAUUUUGGCUACUGCUGCAGCAGUCAUGACAGACACUCCUAUGACAGACUACAUGUGGCUGCUGAUCGUUGGCUUCAUCAUUGCAUUCGUCUUGGCCUUUUCCGUGGGUGCGAAUGAUGUAGCAAACUCAUUUGGUACAGCUGUUGGCUCUGGGGUUGUGACCCUGCGACAGGCCUGCAUUCUGGCUACGGUGUUUGAGACUCUGGGUUCUGUCCUUCUCGGGGCAAAAGUGAGUGAAACCAUCCGCAAAGGUAUCAUCGAUGUGGGCAUGUACAAUGGCUCUGAGCAUGUGCUGAUGGCUGGAUCUGUCAGUGCCAUGGUUGGUUCUGCUGUAUGGCAGCUGGCUGCCUCUUUCCUUAAGCUCCCCAUUUCUGGAACACACUGCAUUGUUGGAGCUACAAUUGGCUUUUCGUUGGUCGCUAAAGGUCAGCAAGGAGUCAAGUGGCUUGAGCUUGUUCGAAUAGUUGCUUCCUGGUUCCUGAGCCCCCUUUUGUCUGGAAUAAUGUCGGCUGUGGUUUUCUACUUUGUGCGCAUGUUCAUCUUGCAAAAGAAAGACCCUGUGCCUAACGGCCUGAAAGCUCUGCCUGUCUUCUAUGCCGUGACCAUGGGGGUCAACCUGUUCUCCAUCAUGUACACUGGAGCGCCGGAGCUGGGAAUUGACAACAUCCCUUGGUGGGGGAUCCUGCUCAUCUCAUUGGGCUGUGCUCUGCUGACUGGCAUUGUGGUCUGGUUUGUUGUCUGCCCUCGCCUCAAGAAGAAGAUUGAACGAGAUAUCAAGUCUUCCAGCCCCUCGGAGAGCCCCCUGAUGGAAAAGAGAGAGCUCAAAGAGGCCCACUGUCCCAUCCUGAAGCAGACUGCCAAGGAGACGUCUACACCUGCUGCGCCAGCUGUCACUCAAAACUCCUCUGAACCUCAGCUGGUCGUUGAGGAGCGGAGGGUGGCGUUCGACAUUGGAGAGUCUGAGGAGGGGGAAACUAAUAAGGAGCGCAAGGUUGCUUUUAACAUUGGGGAUUGUGAUGACACAGAUGACUGCAAUACGAACGCCCAGAAACAGCCUCAAACAAACGACCAGCUCCAGCUCAACAACCAGCAUGGUAACGGCUCUGCAAAUGCUCCCAGCCAGGUCCACUUCAACAACCAAGCUCAGUUCAACAACAGACCGGCUCAGAUCCCCAGCAAUGGUUACAGUCAGUACCACACGGUCCACAAGGACUCUGGCCUCUACAAAGACCUGCUGCACAAACUCCACCUGGCCAAGGUUGGCGACUGCAUGGGCGAGGUGGGUGACCGGCCCAUCCGAAGAAACAACAGCUACACCUCGUACACUAUGGCCAUCAUCGGCCUACACGGUGACUUCAGGCACAAAGAGGCGGACCCCCGCGUUGGCGAAGAAGGCGACAAGGCCCCGGGGUCCGGUGGUCAGGAAAAGAAGCGUGUGCGCAUGGACAGUUACACCAGCUACUGCAACGCUGUAGCAGAGAACACAACUCCUGAAGCUCUGGGAGAAAGUGAUGUAACACUAGAGAUAGGAAACGAGGAUGCGGGCAGCAACCAUAGCUCUCUGGAUGACAGGCACGAAGAAGACAAACCUGAAGUCUCCACUCUGUUUCAGUUCCUUCAAAUCCUCACAGCUUGCUUCGGAUCUUUCGCCCAUGGUGGAAAUGACGUGAGCAAUGCCAUUGGACCUUUGGUAGCUUUGUGGUUGGUUUAUUCAACGAGCAGCGUGACCUCUAACGCACCGACACCCAUUUGGCUUCUGCUGUACGGCGGCGUGGGCAUCUGCAUCGGCCUGUGGGUGUGGGGUCGCAGGGUGAUCCAGACUAUGGGCAAAGACCUCACCCCCAUCACGCCUUCAAGUGGUUUCAGCAUCGAAUUGGCCUCAGCCCUGACUGUCGUGGUUGCUUCUAACAUUGGUCUGCCUGUCUCAACCACCCAUUGCAAGGUGGGGUCGGUGGUGGCAGUGGGAUGGCUGCGUUCGAGGAAGGCCGUGGACUGGCGCCUGUUCAGAAACAUCUUCAUGGCGUGGUUUGUGACCGUUCCCAUCUCCGGCCUGAUCAGCGCCGCCAUCAUGGCCAUCUUCAUCUACGCCAUCUUUCCGAUUUAAAUGUCGCUUACCUCAGGCUGACGACAACGAAAGGAAAAACGUUUGAAAAGGACUUAUGAUAUGUGCCUGUGGUCCAUAUUCAACUUGGCUUUUGCUAUUCUUUUUGGAAUAUCUUUUACGUUCAUUCUUUUACAUAUCUCAUCAUUUCAUUUCUGUAAAUUCUUGAUCUUUU